AGUGAUAACUAAUAAACAUAAUUAUUAUUUUCAUAAUCAUAUUCUACAAUAUAAAAUACUAAUAUGAAGCUAUUGAGAAAAUACAAAGAAAGAAAUGAGCAUAAUUGACGCGUUUUGUGCCUUUAAUGCCGCGUUUAACGGAAAGCAAAGUGUGAUUAAAAGCAGGGGAUCCGACUCUUCACCGCCUGAACCACUACCAUGCUCCACCCGUGGGCGCAGUUCCUAGACCUGUCCGCCCUUAGGCCUCCCGCCUCCCUCUCCGAAUCGACCUACCGCGUCACCCAAAACCUCUGUUAUUUCCUCCGAAACUACGUCGUUUUGACCAUAAUCAUCUUCCUCCUAACCCUCCUCCCCCGCCCCCACUCCCUACUCUUCUUCCUCUGCCUCUCCGCCGCCUGGAUAUACUUCGUCCUCUCCCGCGACUAUCCCCUCACCGAUCAUAGAUUCGCCAUCGGAUUUCUCGCCGUCGUCACUUGGGGCGCGCUGUCCUGGAAUCACUUCUGGAUGAAAUUGUACCUUUCCACGAUGAUCGGAGCCGUCCUCGCGCUCGUGCACGCCGUUUCGAGGCUGCCGGGAGAUUAUUCCAUCGGUAACCCUAGAGGGGGAUACAGAUACGCUACCUUUUGAGAGGUGAAUCGUAGUAUUUCAGUAUUUCAAUUGGAGUGUUUGCUGUUUGAUUAAUGUAAGCUGCGUUUAUUUAAAUCGUUUUCAGCGAUUAAAUUUCAACAA
Molecule: messenger RNA, 729 nt
Organism: Salvia splendens (bonfire salvia)
Lineage: Eukaryota; Viridiplantae; Streptophyta; Magnoliopsida; Lamiales; Lamiaceae
Product: PRA1 family protein D
Exons: 1
Coding region: 199-627 (142 amino acids)
Biological process (GO): vesicle-mediated transport
Cellular component (GO): endoplasmic reticulum; Golgi apparatus
Source: RefSeq, a predicted model, not a curated record